AAUGAAUUUAUUUUCUCCUUCAACAUCAUUAACAACACCAACAAAUAAUAUGGACAGUGAAAGUAUUUUUGUAGCAAAUAGACAAUUUUUGGAUAAUAAUGAAAUUAGACAGGAUUUGUUAGAAUAUGUUGUUGGUUGUGCUAAUAAUCAACUAACUUCACAGAUUUCGUUCACCAACUUGGACCGAUCUCUUACAGCAGCAGCCUCAACCUCCUCUCAUUUAAGCAUAAAUAAUAAUUCAAAUUCAUUAGAAACUCCUCAUUCAAUUAAUACAUCACAAACAGAAAUUCACCCAUCUGCUGCGAGUAUUUCACUGUUAGCAGCUAAUUAUUUGCUACAAAAUCAACAAAAUAAUUUAAAUAAUUUAAUAUUUUCACCUCCCUCCUCUAAUUUAAAUUCCCCCAGUAUUUUUGGAAUUAAUCAACAAUUAAAUCAAAAUAAUUUAAAUAAAUCUCCGUUAGAUUUUGCAUUGUUAAAUAAUUCUAUUAGAGAGCAACAAAAUUGUGAACAGACACAACAACAACUUUCUCCGGUUAUAUUAAGGUUUGUAAAACUUUCCGGAAGAAAAUAA
Meloidogyne enterolobii is the source of this 571-nucleotide messenger RNA. Lineage: Eukaryota; Metazoa; Nematoda; Chromadorea; Rhabditida; Meloidogynidae. The record is from the annotation of a GenBank genome assembly.